Messenger RNA from Zerene cesonia (dogface butterfly), 1826 nucleotides. Its product is annotated as filaggrin-2-like. Bases 1 to 1773 code for a protein of 590 amino acids. The record is from RefSeq and is a predicted model, not a curated record. The transcript is spliced from 3 exons. NCBI's taxonomy places the organism in Eukaryota, Metazoa, Arthropoda, Insecta, Lepidoptera, Pieridae.
AUGACUAAAGUGAGCGUGUUCUUUAUAACUACAGCAAUAUGCGUAGCGCUUGGAGCAGCACAUGGAUAUCCAGGUUUCCUGGACCACCCACCUCCACCACCGCCGCCACCUCCCCCAUUCCCCUUCUUUCAUACAAAUAAUUGGAGCGGAAUAGCAAAGUCCUCUGAUGGCCGUGCUCAAGGAGUGUUUAGUGGAGCAUCUGCCUCAGCUAAUUCGGGACAAAAUACUGGAGAAGCCCUAUCAUUAGCAUCAUCUAUCGCACCUGGUGGACAAGCAGAGGGAUGUGAUGAAGGCGAAUCAAGUCAAUACAAUGUCCCCGCCGGUGGUGCUUUUGGUGGAUCUGAAGGAUCCAUUAGCGGUAAUAGAGGUUCCACUGGUGGUCAAUCUGGAGGGGGUUUUGGAGAAUUCUCUUCGUUUAAAAAGUUUAAAGAAUCCCACUUUAGUUUCAAAGCUGGUGGUGAAAAACAGUUUGGUGGACAAGAAGGAAGCCAGGGCCAAUCAAGUGGUUUUGGUGCUUCUGGUGCUGGAAAUAAUGGUGUUCAGUCACAAGGACAGGGUGGUUUUAGUAGUUCUCAUUCUGAAAGUUCUUCAUUUGGGCAAGGUCAACAGGCUGGUCGCGGAUCUGAAGAUAAACUCGACCAACAAAACCAACAGGGUGGUGGAUUUGAUAAACAAAGCGGCCAGGGUGGCUUUAAUCAACAUUAUGAACAAGCACAGCAAACACAGCAAAGCAACGAAUUAGGACAGAGUUCUGGGGCCGGUAAACUAAGUCAAGCUGGUGGAUUUGGGCAAAAUCAAGGUGGUGCUGGAUUUUCAGGAUCGUCUGCUAGCAGCCAAGCCUCUUCUAAUUCUGAAAAUGGUUUUGGACUAUCGGGGCAACAGGAGCAAUCUGGCUCCGGUUCUACUUUCGGUGGUCAAGGUGGUUACGGCUUCGGUUUUGGCCAUGGUCACGGUUCUCAGAGUGGUAAUUUAGAACAGCAAACACAACAAAGUAGUAGUUUUGGACAGCAAAGUCAACAGGCUUCUGGACCCGGAAACCAAGGCAGCGGAAAUGGCGGUGCUAUAGCUGGCUCAAGUGCCAGCAGCCAAGCCUCUUCUAAUUCUCAAAGUGGUUUUGGGCUAUCCGGGAAACAGCAACAAUCUGGCGCCGGUUCCGGUUUCGGUGGUCAAGGAGGUUAUGGAUUCGGUUUUGGCCAUGAUCAUGGAUCCCAGAGUGGCAAUUUCGAACAGCAGACACAACAAAGUAGUGGACUUGGACAACAACGCCAACAGGUUUCUGGACUGGGAAACCAAGAUAGCGGAAACGGAGGUGCUUUAGCUGGCUCCAAUGCUAACAGCCAAGCCUCAGCACAAGGCAGCUUCGGAGCAUCAGGUCAACAGCAAUCUGGAUCUCACCAAGCCUCAGCACAAGGCAGCUUCGGAGCAUCAGGUCAACAGCAAUCUGGAUCUCAGUUUGGCGGUCAAGGAGGAUUUGGUUAUGGCUAUGGUCGCGGCAUUAAUCACGGCUACGGAAGCGGCAAUGGUUUUGGUAGCUCCAAAUAUCAAGCAGCUGGUUAUGAACAAACGGGUGUAGUUAGUGGAUCUCAGGGUGGAACUAGCUCAGGUAACAAGGACGCGUCCGGAUCACUGAGUGGAGCUUUGAAUCUCGCUUCACAGGGUUUGGAGUCAGCGCAGAACGCUGGAUGCAGUACAUGUGGGGGUAAAGGCGGUUAUGCCCUAAGUAAUGCUAGAAGCCACAGCGGUAACGCAGUCGCUGUUUCUAUUGGAGGUUAAAUCAAUUUUGACUCGUUGUGCUAUGCUGUAUAUUUAUGACAAUAAAUCGAUAG